AUGGUGAAAAAGGAGUGGGUAGAAGGCGUACAUGUCGACUAUGAAACAUAUCAGAAAAUAUUAGCAGCUGAAGUAGAAGAGUACAAAACUAUGAUGACGGGAUUGCAAAAAUGGAAGGAGGAAAUGAGCUCUCGAUCAUCGGAGGACAGCAUAUCUCGAGACAACAGCGAAUUCGAUGUCGACGCACCGUCAAGCCUUCCAUAUCCUUCAUUUCCUGAAAGUAACACUAUGGUUGCAUAA
This is a messenger RNA of Ostertagia ostertagi, 240 nucleotides long. The record is from the annotation of a GenBank genome assembly. Lineage: Eukaryota; Metazoa; Nematoda; Chromadorea; Rhabditida; Trichostrongylidae.